Molecule: messenger RNA, 3084 nt
Organism: Austrofundulus limnaeus
Lineage: Eukaryota; Metazoa; Chordata; Actinopteri; Cyprinodontiformes; Rivulidae
Gene: mapk8ip1b
Product: mitogen-activated protein kinase 8 interacting protein 1b
Biological process (GO): JNK cascade; regulation of JNK cascade
Cellular component (GO): cytoplasm
Molecular function (GO): JUN kinase binding; MAP kinase scaffold activity
Source: RefSeq, a predicted model, not a curated record
UCUCAAUUUUAUCGAAAGGGAAGGAAUUUAUUCUUUACAUAAAUAUAUGGUCUUUUUUCUGUUAAUUUAUAUAAUUUGUUAAUUAAUAUCUAGAAAUACCAAUAAGUUUCUACAAUUUAACAUAGAUUUUUAGUCUUAGAAUCACAGCUGGACAGAUGCAGUGACCCCCUCUGUUUCAAGAAAGGAAUUUGUGAAAGGGAUGGAUGGAGUGAAUUACAAACAUCACAUAAAUAAAAAAAAAACUUGUUUUCUUUGUUUCAAGCUUGCUGGCCAAAAAAGGCCACUGGCAUGUAACUGUAAGUGGCCCAUGACCCACCAGUUGAUGAUCCCAGUUUUAGCACAUUUUGGGGCUCAGAUGAAAACGAUAGAUUUUGCCAUUUAGGCAGGUAGAUGCAGCUGUAGCGUUYCCAAUGAAAUAUUAAUUACUGCCAGUUCAAAAAAUAAAUAAAUAAAAGAAAAAUAAACAAAUGCCCAUUUUUCCCACCGUCUCCAAAGGCACCAUCCUAUCGCUGCAUCGCCCGCACCUCGCAGGUGUCGAGCCGAACGACCACCGGCCCAGCGGCAUGGCGGACAGAGAGAAGAGGAACGGCGCCCGGCCACCCAGCUCCCCGGCCAGCUUCAGGUUGACACAUGAUAUCAGUCUGGAUGAGUUUGAAGAUGAUGACCUGUCAGAGAUUACAGAGAUCACUGAUGAGCGAGGGAUAAGUCUCAACUGCAAUGGCCCAGAUAUAAAGAGCCGCAUGAGGCGAGGAACCAAUAGCACGUCAGGGAGGAUGGAGCUGGGAGCCGUUGGCCAGCUUCAGGCAGAGAUGUUGCAUUUGGAGCUUAUCGACGGCGCCGACGGUUACCACAGCGAUAAAGAGUCCUCAAAGGCAUCCUCUGUCGCACCCUCGGCGGUCACCAAGGACCCUGCAGCAUCUGCCACCAUGGAUACUUACCGGCCCAAGAGACCCACGACUCUUAACCUCUUCCCGGUUGUGCCACGCACACAGGACACCUUAAACAACAACUCAUUAGGAAAAAAAUACAGCUGGCAGGAAAAGGUCUCGGGCUCAUCCUCACCCCUUAAAACUGGCGACCUCACCCCUCCUCGCGAGCACCGCUGCCUGAGUGAUGAGGACAAGGUUCAGACUGGGGGAGCGCAGACCAAAGACCGCGGCACUUCCACCGACGCCCCCUGCAGGCACGGCCGCACAUCGGGACAUUUGCACGGCUCGAGCGCAGGAGCCGUGACUCGCUCCAAGCUACAGGAGAAGCCACCUCAGCCUCCGCCGCCACAGAACUACACCCCAGCUCCUCUAUACCCGGCGGGGAAGUCGGACUGCCCUGGGCACCAUCGAGAGAGGAUUCGAUACCACACGGAUAUUCAUCUGGAACCCACGGAGGAGAUUUACCUGACCCCGGUCCACCGUUCCACCGACCCCUUAGAACCCCCCAAUGCACAGGACCGACCUUUCCUUUCACAGCAGACUGAACAAGGACGCAUGUCCAUAAGCUCCGAUACAGAGGGUCCUCCUCCUUAUCAGCCCCUCCCAGACCGGACAAAUCCUUCAAUUUUUGAGGAGGACGAACUGUACGUMCCCCCACCUUCAUAUGCUUCCUGUGUGGAGUCUCUCAUCACCCCACCUAGCAUGGCUAUUUCAGCUCCCCCCUCUCAUGCUCUGGACCUCAGCUUAAAGGGGGUGGGGGCCACGCUGAGAGCAGGGUCAUCUGUAGAGUAUGUGGACGCCACCGAUGAAAGCUAUUGUGGGGAGGAUGAGGACGUAGACAGGAUAAUAAUGGACAGAAAGACGACAAAGGUGGGAGGGAAGGGAGAUGGCAGUGGCAGAAAAUCUGUUCCACUAAGGACUACCAUGAACUCCGAGGCCAGCAGCUUAACAUAUGACUCGGUCAAAUACACACUUGUGGUGGAUGAGCACUCUCAGCUAGAGCUCAUCAGUCUUCGGCAGUGUUACCAAGGCUACAGUGAUGACAGCGACUCAGCCACCRUCUACGACAACUGUCUCUCUUCCCCUUACGAGUCUGCCAUCGGGGAGGAGUACGAGGAAGAUGAAGACGAGGAUCAUCGGACAGGUGGAGUGCAGAGGGAGGCCACAGCUUGUCUCUCUGGAGACUCCACCUCCGAGGAUGACCUGCACUUUUCCAAGAAGUUCCUCAACGUCUUCAUGAACGGCCGCUCUCGGUCCUCCAGUGCUGAGUCCUUUGGCUUGUGUUCUUGUGUCAUAAAUGGAGAAGAGACAGAUCAGACUCACAGAGCAGUUUACAGGUUUGUCCCUCGCCACGAUGAUGAGCUGGAGCUGGAGGUGGAUGACCCGUUACUGGUGGAGGUCCAUGGGGAGGAUUACUGGUAUGAGGGCUACAACAUGCGUACUGGAGCCCGAGGGAUCUUCCCUGCCUACUACGCCAUGGAGGUGACCAAGGACAAGGAGAGCUCUAUAGUGAAGAGCAGUGAAUGGAUGGACAGGUAUCGCCUGAAGUUUCUGGGAUCAGUUCAAGUGCCCUGCCACAAAGGAAAUGACGUUCUGUGUGCAGCCAUGCAGAAGAUUGCCACCAACAGAAGGAUGACUGUAAAGUAUAACCCGCCUUCCUCCUGUAUCCUGGAGAUCAGUGUCAAAGGUAUCAAGCUUGCUGUUCAGGAGGACUACUAUACAUGUGACCGAAGCAAUGAGUGCAGCCACUUCUUCCAGCUAAAGAACGUCUCUUUUUGUGGCUAUCACCCUAAAAACAGCAAGUAUUUUGGUUUCAUAACAAAGCACCCAGCAGACCAGAGAUUUGCCUGCCAUGUAUUUGUGUCUGAAAACUCAACCAAGCCUCUCGCAGAGUCAGUAGGGAAAGCCUUCCAGUUGUACUACAAAGAGUUUGUGGAAUUCUCGUGCCCAACAGAGGACAUUUAUCUGGAGUAACCCCAUCCACCAACAAUAACCUGUACAAUACACUGUAUCAUAACAWAUUGUUGCAUGGUGGACUGAUUUCUAAAUUAAAAAUAAAUAACAUAACUGACAAAAAAAGAAAAAAAGCAGGAGCUGAGUGCAGAAUAAUGAUAUGGUGUGCAGGAAGAGGAGAUACAAAUAAGCCAAAGGAUAU